Aphidius gifuensis is the source of this 2135-nucleotide messenger RNA. RefSeq names its product alkylglycerol monooxygenase-like. Gene Ontology annotation, cellular component: endoplasmic reticulum. NCBI's taxonomy places the organism in Eukaryota, Metazoa, Arthropoda, Insecta, Hymenoptera, Braconidae. The transcript has 11 exons. Gene Ontology annotation, molecular function: iron ion binding; oxidoreductase activity. Gene Ontology annotation, biological process: lipid biosynthetic process. The coding region runs from base 662 to 2008 and encodes 448 amino acids. The record is from RefSeq and is a predicted model, not a curated record.
UAAAAAAAUAUGUAAUAUAUAAAUAAUAGUAAAUAAAUAUAAAGUAUAAAUAUAAAUAUAAAUAAUGUUAUAUUUAUAAAACGUGUAGAUAACAUUUGCUUAAAUUGAGUAUUGAAAAAUAAAAGAUAAAAAAAAUAUAAUCAAAAUUAAAUUAAAUCUAUUCAUGUUGAUCUAGUACAGUUUUGAUCGUGCCAAUGUGAUUUGAGACAGCCAAUAGUUAAUACCCUGAAUUAAAAAAAAAAAUGUAAAUAAAUGCAAAAAAAAAAAAAUGAAAAUAGAUGAUUUAAAUUGAGAAGUGUUUAAACGACAACAAGAAUUGGUUACCAUCCAAAACGCCAAUUAAUUCCGCGUUGCGGCAUUGGCAUGAGUACAAACACACAAACUUAAACAGUGGUAAAGAUAUGCUAAAUUUAUCUACAAAACGUAUGGUAAUGUAAUACGAUUCAGAAUUGGAUGAGGUGCUGAUGCAGUUAUUUGACAAAAAAAUAAAAUAAAUAAUUGACAAUACAUAAUAUCGAAAUCAUCAUGGCCUCAAAUAAAGCGUAAUCGCAUCUAAUUAUUCAAUUUUUUAAAAACACUCAGAUGAAUAAAUUCUAAAAAAAAAAAACGUGGUGACGUUGCUAAACAAGUAUUUAUUUAUUAUUCAUAAUUUGACACAGUCAUGAAUGAAACUUGUGACGAGUUGGUUGAUCAUAAUUACAUGCUGGAAAAAUUUAAACAUGCUGGAAAAUUGUGGUACAUUGUUGAUCCAUACGAGACGACAUUUGAAAAUUACCAAGAUGUCCCUGAUUAUCACAAGCAGAUUUGGCUAUCAUUUUUUGUUCUUAUUAUUUUAGAACAAGUUAUAUUAUUUUCUAAAAAAAAAAGUACAUUUCGUUUUAAUGAUCAUUUUACAUCAUUAUCACACUGGAUACUUCAAGAAUCAUCUCGAUUAUGUUUACGUGGUGCUGAGUAUUACACAUAUAUAAAAAUAUAUGAAAAUUAUCGAAUAAUAAAUUUGCCAUGGAAUUCAAUAUGUACUUGGUACAUAACAGCAUUGGGGGUUGAUUUUUGUUAUUACUGGGUUCAUCGUGCAAAUCACGAGGUCCAUUUUUUGUGGUCACAGCAUCAAGUUCAUCAUUCUUCAGAGGAAUUUAAUCUUGUGGUUGGUCUGCGGCAAUCAGUCUUGCAACAGUGGUGUAGCUUUAUGUUCUACUUACCACUUGCUGUGUUUAUACCACCAUCUCAUUUUGUUGCUCAUCAUCAGUUUAAUCUUAUUUAUCAGUUGUGGAUUCAUACGACACUUAUUGAUGACCUUGGUUUACUUGAAUUUGUGUUAAAUACACCAAAACAUCAUCGUAUACAUCAUGGUUGUAAUUUAUAUUGCCUGGAUAAAAAUUAUGGAGGUGUGUUGAUAAUAUGGGACAGAUUAUUUGGUACAUUUCAAGAAAAAUUACCAAAUCAAGAUAUUAUUUAUGGACUUGUUGUUAGUGCUAGAAAAUUUAAUCCAAUUUAUUUGCAAACUUUUUAUACGAGAGCUAUGAUUAAUCAAAGUAUCAAGAUGAAAACAAUGUCUGAUAAAAUUGGAGUCCUUUGGAAAGGACCAAGUUGGCUACCAGGAUUACCAAGACUUGGACUUGACGAAUUUAAAGUCAAUGUAACUUCAAGAAGUAUUUAUGAUCCUCAAUUACCAAUUUGGCAAAAAAUUUAUAUUAUUAUUCAUUUUGUUAUUGUUUUCUAUUUUCAUUAUCAACUUUAUCAAGCAAAACAAAACUGUAAAUUAUUUAAUAGUUCAUUAGUUAUAAAUAAUGUUAUAACUUUAACAACAAUUGGUCUUUUAUUUGAUAAAUUUAAAUAUGCAAGUGUUGUUGAAUUAUUUCGUUGUUCAAUGCAAUUUAUUUUCAUAAAAUAUUAUUUAAACAAUGACAAUACAACUUAUGAAUUAAUUUGUAGUGUUUAUUUAAUUUGUUGUUGUUUAUGGAUUAUGGAAAUUAUUUAUAAUGCUACAACAAGUAUUCGAAGAUUGUAGAAAUUUAAAUUGAAAACACACCGGCUCAAGCCAAAUUGUUUAACAAGUUUUCACAUUAUUUUUCAACAACAUUAAACGAGUUCAAAGACUUUAAUUUAAGUAUAAGUAGUCAAUGAUAAUCAUUAGA